Rubroshorea leprosula is the source of this 2051-nucleotide messenger RNA. The record is from the annotation of a GenBank genome assembly. NCBI's taxonomy places the organism in Eukaryota, Viridiplantae, Streptophyta, Magnoliopsida, Malvales, Dipterocarpaceae.
GGAAGAAAAAAAAAAGGUCGCAGCUUUAGCUGAUAUUCCUUUGUCGACGCCAAAAACGCUCCUCAAUUUGCCGUCAAAAGUUCAAUUUCUGAAAUACCCAUAAACCCAAAUUGCGAUAGAAUCUCUCACAAGCAGAGGGACCUAUCGGGAAGUCACAGCAGGAGCAAUAUACUCUGCGGCGGAGAUGGCGACGGUGGAGGGCAGGCCGCACUUUUGGCUACAUAGGAGAGACAAACUACAUCAACAUUGUGCAUGCAACAAGAGCAUACUUGCAUGUCCUUGGAAGAUUGCAAGCAGUGGCUUAAUUCAACUUGCCAGCUUAAUGGAGGAAGUGUUGGGAGAGGAAGGUGCUUUUGCAUGCCAAGCUUCUGCUGGGAUUCCAAGGCUGUAAAUUGCAUUCCCGAUAAUGAAAACAAGAAUCUUUCAGAUGGUUAUUAACAGCAUGGAAAACCAUUAUUGUUGAUAAUAUCUUUUAAGUACUACAGCUGGAAUAGUUCUCACAGCUAUUGCUGUUGUUGGUAAAGGUUGUUUCUGCAGAAGGAUGGCCAUAAGCAAAGGUAACCAGUGGUUUGCUCCUCCAAACAAAGCAAUUUUUUAUUCUAUUCAUCUUGCCUAGUUAUCUGCAUUGAGCACUCUAAUAGGAUUUCACAAAAUUAGUUCAAAGGAAUGCAUUUGAAGGGAAAUCAACAUUUCUGAAUGAAGAAAGUGAUCAUGGUGUGAUUGAAUUAGUAGGAUUUGAUGAGUUCCAAGGAGAUGGGACAAAAACUAUAAAUGUCCUGUUUUAUGAUUUUGAAAUGAUUGUAGCUGCCACAGAUGACUUUUCAGUUUCUAAUAAGUUUGGACAAGGUGGAUUUGGGCCAUUAUAUAAGGGAAAGUUCCCUGGGGAGCAGGAGAUAGCAGUCAAAAGGCUCUUGAGAAGUUCUGGACCAGGCCUGGAGGAAUCCAAGAAUGAAGUUCUAUUGAUUGCCAAACUCCAACAUAGGAAUUUGGAGAAUCUGAAUCUGUGAACUUUCUAGAUCCGUGAAGUGUAUACUCUUAAAUUGGCAAAUGCACUAAAACAUUAUACUGGGAGUUGCUAGAAGACUUUUACAUCUUCAUCAAGAUUCUAGGUUGAGGAUUAGAGAUCUCAAAAACCAGCAACAUUCUUCUGGAUGAGGAAAUGAACCCUAAAAUUUUAGACUUUGGAAUGGCAAGAAUAUUUGGAGGAAAGCAAACCCAAGCAAAUACAACCAGAGUUGUGGGCACAUGUUUUGGGGUUGGAGUCCUGGAGAUCAUAUCUGGAAAAAGGAAUAUAUAUUAUUCUAUCACAAGGAACAAGCUCUAACUCUUUUAGGAUAUGCUUGGAAACUGUGGAGCAAAAACACUGUAUUAGAAUUGAUGGAUCCUUCUUUGCACCAAGGUUGCAAUGAAGGUCAGGCGUUCAAGUGCAUCAAGGUUGCACUUUUAUGCAUACAAGACGAUGCAGCUGAUUGACCAACUAUGUCUGAGGUAGUGUCCAUGCUUUCUAGUGAAACUGCAGUUGUUCCCAAUCCUAAACAACCAAUUUUUGUUGUGAAAAGGUUCUCCAAUAGCCUUGCUUCUUCCAGCAAUCCAGGAACCUGUUCUUACAAUGAGCUAACCAUCACUUUUGAAGGUCUAUGAUAUUGAGGCUGUUUGGUGGAGCUUAAAAACCAUUUGCUUUAAAAGCACUACUUAUGUCUCAUAAGUUUGAAAUUUUGUUAGAAGGAAAUUUAAAAAUUAUCUUUUAAAGUGGGUUUUAAGCAAUUUCGAAAAAAGUUUGAAUGUGUAGCAUUUUCAAUAAUUGUUUAAAACGCAUUUUAAAAAAUAAUUUUAAAUGUUUCUUUCUAACAAAAUUUCAAACUUGUGAGGGAGAAUAAUACUUUAUGAGUUCCACCAAACCGUCUCAUUAUACAAACUGUAUAAUCCGUUGGAAAACAAUAGGAAUUUGUAUAGACACAAAUCUGAAUUGCAUUUAUGGAUUGUUAAUGUUUUCCUCCGGCUAAGGCCUGUCCUGUUUCCAGCCAGAGUACCAAUAAAAUUCUAGUUUGGCU